GGAAGGGGCGGGCGAGGGCCGGGCGGAGUCUGGAUCCCGCCUUCGCACAGGCUUUAUAGGGACUCGCCCGCGGCAAGUUGGGCUGCCCGGAGUCCCUCGCACCCGCAGCCUGGCGCGCAUCCUCGGCGUCUCACACCAGGCCCGGGCACAGCGGCCCUGAGCCUCCCUCCCUCCGCCGCCUCCAUUAGCUUGUUCUCAGUCCGGAAAGCGCAGCUGCUCGAGAAAGUUCACGGACCCCUGAGUCCCAAGUCCUUCCCUCCAGGACCCAGGUUGAGCAGCAACUUUUGGAAACUGCUGAUGUGACAAGGGAAAGAGAGAAGAUGCACCUAGACGGUACCUUUUAAGUUUCUGCUUGGAACCUUGCCUGGUGGUGCAUACCUGUAAUCCCAGUGACUUGGGAGGUUGAGGCGUGAGGACUAAAAGUUAAAGACCAGCUUCAGCAAUUUGGCUGGUCUUCUGGUGCACAUCAUGUCCAAUUUUGAAGAUGCCGACACAGAAGAGACAGUGACUUGUCUCCACAUGACAGCGUAUCAUCCUGGCCAAUUGCAAAGUGGAAUAUUUCAAUCCACAAUGUUUUACAAUAGAAGGAAAUUCACCUCCACUGAAAUGAUAAAAUUUGGGCGGAAUUCCAACAUCUGUCAUUAUGUUUUUCAGGACAAACAGGCUUCACGAAUUCAGUUUUCUCUACAGCCAUUUAAACAGUUCAACAGCUCAGUUCUCUCUUUUGAAACUAAAAAUAUGAGUAGGAAGACCAGUCUGAUUGUGGACAACCAGGUGCUAUACUACCUAAAUAAAAUGGACCUGCCCUACAGGUGCAUAGUCAAAUUCGGUGAGUAUCAGUUCCUGUUGGAGAAGGAAGAUGGAGAGUCUCUGGAAUGGUUUGAGACUCAAUUUCUUUUUUCUCCAAGACCGCUCUUACAAGAAAAUUGGCCAGCACAGACACCCAUACCUGAGAAUGGCAGCUAUUCAUCCUAUUCUACCCAAAGCCCUCUUCCUACAGAAAUUGAUGAAAAUGAAUUGUGAACAGAGGGUCUAAGAGGAAAAACAUGAAGGAUGAAGAACACAUUUGUAGACAUUCUACUUAUUAAGAGUUUAUUAGUGUAGUACAUUGUAGUCAUCUGUUAGGCUGCCAAGUUUGGGAUUUGGUAUUAUCAUCGUGUUGUUAGUCAUGGACUUAGUCACCUGUUGCACUCCUGAAUCUAUGAAGAAUUAAGUGUACAUUAGCGAAGGUUAGUGUGUAAGAAUAUCCUUUGUGAUGAAAUUGUGUUCUCAAAAUAAGGUCAUAUAUUUUUAUUUUUAUUCUUGAUUUCGGUCCUGUGUUUUGCUUUUGUAAGGAACUAUGUCUUGGUUUGGUCAUAUCAUUUCACAGCAGUCAUUAGUUUUCAAAGCCAAAGCUUAUUAACUGGUGUCUAAUAGCUUGUUAGUACUUGUAGAACCAGAGUACUGGAAUGAGUUCUAGAGUUCUGUCUGUGUGUCAUUGUGGUUUAAAUAUAAGGAGAAGCAACACCUUGAUUUUUCUUUAUGGAAUUAUAGACUGUUCCUAAGAUGACAGUUCUCCUCAACCUCCUUGUUUGUAUUCAUCUAAAACUAAUAUUUAAACAUUUUAAAAAAUCGCUGUGCUUAAAAUUUUUUUCUUACUGAAUUUGAAGUUUGAUUUUUAUGUGCUUUACAUA
This is a messenger RNA of Sciurus carolinensis (gray squirrel), 1673 nucleotides long. It is a transcript of the gene Tifa, whose product is annotated as TRAF interacting protein with forkhead associated domain. The record is from RefSeq and is a predicted model, not a curated record. The transcript is spliced from 3 exons. Gene Ontology annotation, molecular function: protein binding. Gene Ontology annotation, biological process: canonical NF-kappaB signal transduction. NCBI's taxonomy places the organism in Eukaryota, Metazoa, Chordata, Mammalia, Rodentia, Sciuridae. Bases 469 to 1023 code for a protein of 184 amino acids.